Molecule: messenger RNA, 2483 nt
Organism: Copidosoma floridanum
Lineage: Eukaryota; Metazoa; Arthropoda; Insecta; Hymenoptera; Encyrtidae
Gene: Aldh-III
Product: Aldehyde dehydrogenase type III
Biological process (GO): aldehyde metabolic process
Cellular component (GO): cytoplasm
Molecular function (GO): aldehyde dehydrogenase (NAD+) activity
Source: RefSeq, a predicted model, not a curated record
CUACGUUGAAUCAGUAAAACAUCACGAUCGCGUUUAAAGCCGAUACAUCCGACGGAGCGUCAUUUCGAAUAUGCGCAUACGAAUCGAAUUUUUCGGAGCAUCCAGUGAGUUGCUGCUAUGUGUACACCGUGGGCAGAGUAUAGUAUACACGUAGCAAGCAUCUAGUACGAACGGUGUCCCGCGUCAGCUCCCAAGUUUUUUCCCAUCGCGAAGGAGUUACAAAAAAGCAAAUCGCGAAUUAUAAUACGUGCAUCCGAUGGUGCACACGUGUGUGCGAGCGAGCGCUACGAAUCUAAAUGAAAAAAAAAAAAAAAAAAAAGCUCUUGCUCGCGUGUGUUUGGUAUAGUUUUGCUAUGUGUGUAUAUAUGCACACGCCUGCGAUGAACUUGUCGUUUUCCCAUCGCGGCGAUCGAAAAUGAAUUCGGAUGCCGGUGGUGGUGGUGACGAGUUCAUCGGCAACGCGAUCGGUCGACCGAGUGCCACGGACUAAUCGCUCCGCUCCUACAAUUUUUCGUGAAAACUCGUGACAAGCAAAGUUUCGUCUUUUUUCAUUUGGUGCCCGGUAUCUAUUGGUCUCCCGUUGGCUCCGAUCGGACGUAGCCAUGGCCGAGCAAGUAGUCCUGGAGAUGAGCGAAGCGAACGGCCGGCCGGCCGAUUCAGUGGCUAUAGACAUCGCGGGGGAGGAGUCGCGGGGAGUCGAUCUGGAGCCUGAGGAGCCAUCCGCAGUGGCGGUGGUAAUUGAACGGAUGACCGAAGUUCCUACCAACGGCAAAGACAUGUCCAACUAUGCAGAUGUGGUUCAGUCUGCGAGGGAAACUUUUUAUGGAGGAAAAACUCGUCCACUGGAAUUCAGAAUCAAACAACUUAAAUUACUGCAAAAAAUGUUGGCCGAACAUCGAGCCGAGUGGAACGCAGCAUUAAACGCAGAUUUGCGAAGAAGUAAAUUUGAAAAUUCGGUCCUUGAGAUUGAUUACACCAUCAAUGAGAUCAAACAUAUGCUGAUGCACAUUAAGGAGUGGUCUGCUCCAGAAAGACCACAUAAAACGUUUGUUAAUAUGUUGGAUGGUGUUGUUAUACACAAAGAGCCAUAUGGUGUCGUCUUGGUGAUUGGUGCUUGGAACUAUCCUUUGCAGUUGACAAUUGCGCCGUUUAUGGGAGCAAUUGCUGCUGGAAACUGUGUGAUACUAAAACCAUCUGAAGUGUCAGUAGCAACUGCUAAAUUAAUAAGCGAACUUGUUCCAAAGUAUUUAGAUAACGAAUGCUACAAGGUUGUUUGUGGUGGUGUAAAUGAAACCAGUGAGUUAUUAAAACAAAAAUUUGAUUAUAUUUUUUAUACUGGUUCAACAACAGUGGGACGCAUUGUACGUGAUGCGGCAAAUAAAUUUCUUACUCCGGUGACGUUAGAACUUGGUGGAAAAAGCCCUGUCUACAUUGAUAAUACUGCAGAUAUUAAUAUUACAACCAAACGAGUUUUGUGGGGAAAAUUUAUCAACGUUGGUCAAACUUGCAUAGCACCUGACUACAUAAUGUGUACAACAGAAGUCCAAAGUGCAUUUAUUAAGGAAGCAAAAAAAGUUUUAAAAGAAUGGUAUGGCGAUAAUCCACAACAGAGUCCAGAUCUUUGUCGGAUUGUGAGCGAUAAGCAUUAUCAACGUUUGGUAAACUUUUUAUCCAAUGGAGAGGUAGCAUUAGGAGGACAAGUUGAUUCUGCUGAUAAAUACAUUGCACCAACAAUUCUUGUGAAUGUUAGGCCCACCGAUCCAGUUAUGAAAGAAGAGAUUUUUGGACCAAUACUACCUAUUAUAACUGUCAGUAAUGCUUAUGAAGCAAUAAAGUUUAUCAAUGAGCGUGAUAAACCUUUAGCCCUCUAUCUCUUUGGUUCCGAUAUGGAUGAGCUUAAUCUGAUAAUAAAUGAUACAUCUAGUGGCAAUAUUUUGGUUAACGACACUAUGUUGCACGCGCUAGUUGAUACUUUGCCGUUUGGUGGUAUUGGAGCCUCAGGAAUGGGCGCCUAUCACGGAAAACUUUCGUACGACACGUUCGUUCAUCCGAAGGGCUGCCUAAUUAAAAAUUUUAACAUCAUCGGAGAAACGUUGGCAUCUUCCCGGUACCCUCCGUACUCGGAUGGAAAAUUAAAAUUCCUGUCACUGUUGAUGGCCAAGAGGCCCGACAUUCCAGGAAUAAAAUAUCUGCCGCAUCUGAUAAUGUUUGGCUUAGGCGUUGCUGUCACUCUGGGCCUCAAAACUUUUCUGAAGGGAACUUCUUACGCCGAUGAGCCGUGAUAUCUCAGUUGGGAUUGUACUCACAUUCCACACAGUACACCAAAUAAAAAAAAAAUAUAUAUAUAUUUUUAUGGAAGCAAGACAAAUAAGUUUUCUGAAAAAUUUUCAACGAACGUUGGUCAUUAAUUGUUAUCUGAGAGCACCCAAGUCUUAUUAGUCUUUCACUCGAUCUACAAUCUAAUAAAUACCAUAUUUAUGUGA